GCGGUUCCCGUCUCGCGAGCAGCGAUCUACAGACUGCCCGGGCGCCCGGCAGCGAAUCCGAACGAACGAAACGCACCAUCCACAACACGCGGCCGUGUUUACGAACGCAACUGACCCCCUAGACACGAAAAUUCGAAUUUCAAAUUUAGAGUUCCAUAGUGCAGUGUUUUGAGUUUGGAUUUUUUGGCAGCAGGUUGCCGUUUGGAUGAACAUACUGCAACAGUGACGGGACGAGAAUGGCUGAAAAUGGGUACGGCCCGGUCGCCGGCCACGUAGGCAGAAUACCCAACUUCGGAAAAACACAGGUCAAUCCAAUGGGAAGCGUAGAACCACCACCAUGUAUCCAAAACGCGAUGAUGACGAAGGAUAAGAAACCUUUCACAUACACUCCAGGAGGAUUAGAUUUAUCACAGAUUCGCACACCAAGUAUGGCAAGGAGAAUGGCCCGUCAACGUUCUCUUGAGGAACAGGAACAGGCUCAAGGGCAAUACGGUGGUGGCAAUUACCAUCCUCAAGGAGGACCAGCACCCCCACCUCCACCACCACCGAAAGUACCAGCCCCGCCUCCACCACCCCCAAUAGUCAUCGAAGUGCCAAAUUCUAAAUCUCCAAAACCUAUUGCUCCUGGUGAACGACCUGAGAUUGUGAUCCCAGAGAAUCCCAUUGGGAUGCUUAGAAAGACUAACAGCCCGUAUCACUGGGAGGCCGAAAAAGCUGAAAUGCAAAGAAUGGGACCCGUACCAAAAUUCCAGGAGAAAGUUCCAAGUCCGUUGACUGUCAAAAUGCCCCCAGCUAACUUUUCGCAGCAGCCACAAAACUACACGCCACCUGGACAAAAUCGUCAAAACUACUCAUAUGGAAAUCAGAAUAAUUACACGCCUGACAGUCCGAUCCAUAAACCUGAGGCGCAAUAUGCUCAUCAGAAAGUUGGUUCACCAAAUGUAAACGGCUCACCACCUACGAGAGAACUUUUACAGCGGCAAGACUCACAGUUUAAUAAGAGUCCACAGCCAUUCAAUUCUCAGUCACCAUUAAAUAAUGGUAGUCCAUUCUCUCCUAGUCCAAAUAACAACUGGAGACAGCCAGAGAAAAGAGACUCUCCUGCUAAAAAUAACCCAAAUUCACCACAAUUUCAAAGGGGACCGUUUUCACCAAAUGCGCAGCAAUAUUCACCCAAUUACCAAAACCAAUCUCCACCAUCUAACAGUGGGCCUGUAUUCCAUACGCUACCGAGAGCUGGUCAAAGAAAUCAUGAUAAUUUUGUCAAUAAUUCUCCUAAUCAAAAUGCCAUUUACAAUAAUAUCAGAGAGACGAGUCCGAAAGUAGAUAGUUCAAAUACGACACCAUGGCGAACAAAUACAUUGAAUAACAGGACGGUAAGAGAACCAGAAAAUUUGCAAAAUAUUUACCACAACAGCCAGAACACAAAUCAACAACCAACUUACACUCCCCCAUGGAAGACAAAUGAUACGAAUAAUAAUGAGAAUACUUACAUUCCCCCAUGGGUACAACAAGAGCGUAGAAACUCUGGUAAUCAAAUAAAUAAUCAACAAUAUACUCCCCAAUGGGCACAAGAUAACAAAAAACCACAAGAAAGCUAUCACCCACCAUGGCGGUCUCAAGAAAACGAACAAAGACCGCCACCUACUUCCCCUCCAAAUAAAAUGAAUCAGCAAGAACAGCCAAGGUAUCAAUCAACUAUGUCCAUACCAGUUACACCAAAGAAACAAAAUACGCAACCAGAAUACAACAACUCAGUCCCCCAGAAAGAGAUUGUCUACGUCAAUGAAGAACCUGUCUACUUUAGCCCAGAUAGUCCAAAAUCUGUUCCUCCAUGGGUAAAGAGUCAAAAGGAGAAGACGAAGACUCCUCCUCCGACUUGGUGCCAAAGACCUUUGGACGGCAGAAGGAGUGCUCCUCGUGAGCUUGCCACACCACCUCGUGAUACGAAUCAAGAACCAGAGUGGGUUAAAAAGAGUAACGAAAUGCAAAGGAAUGUUCGUGAGGUCAUCAGUCCGCCUAAAUAUCAACAACCUGUGCAACCAUCGUGGUCUACACGGCCUUCGGAGAAUCGUAAGAGUUUGCCUCGUGAUAAUGGCCCUCUGUCACCGGGUAGUAGAGUAAUCCCUGUACAAAUGGAAUCUAGUAUAGUAAAUAGGGAUCAAGGUAGACAAGGAAAUAAUCCUAGAGUAGUGUUUGAUAUGCAACAGAUUCCGAACUCUCAGAGUUUCAAUAAUGCGCAGGCUCCUUAUUCACAGCCGACACAGCGUAUCAUGAGAGUGUUGUCACCGCAAUUAGUAAGAUUAGAUGAUGGCCCGACUCAGCCUGAACUACCCACUCUGAAUAGAAACUUCCAAACUAGUCAGGACAAUCAGCCGAGGACAAGGAUAAUUCCGAUACAGAUUGAAGGUGGCAACGGCGGGGCAAAUAAAAGCUUCGGUGGACGGUUCUAAGGGAGCUUACUAUUCACACAGCCAAAUUCCAGGGUGUACUAUCACAAGUUCACACAAGAGGGUCCUCCACGACAGUCCAAGGCUUUCAAAGUUCUGCAAGUCAUCACGGGCACCCAAGACACUGACAACAUUCAGGCAAUGGAAAAUCAUCACGGUUUUACUGAUCUGUGACCUUAGGUGCAACCAAAGAUUUUAUUUUGAGAAAAGGACGCUAAAUAAGCAGCCGUAAGCAAAUGUUUAGCAAAAAAACAUCACGUGCGUUUUGUGUAAAGACCAUAGGAACAAUGUUGAUUUUUCUAGGAUGUCUAAAGAGGUUUCUAUAUAUGUUAACCAAUUUUAUAUAGUAUUAUUAUGAUUGUAAAAGAGUUAAGCAAACUACGAGUAUUUGAACUAUAUGUGAUUUUUACAUCAUGCUGUAGGUAACUGAAUCAUCAUUCUCUGUUAGCUAAUAUUCAAUGUAGCUAUUAAGAGCAGUUACAAUUUGGCUCUAUCGAAAGCGGAUUUUCUUGUAAUUUGAAGGUAGUUUAUCAAGUAAAAAUGCACCGUAAAUAUUCAUUGCGACAGUACAUAAAAGCCCGAGGAAUAUCGGUAGCUGAUAUAUUCAUGCAAACUGUAGAUAUUGUAUGAAAUUUAUAGAAUGCGUACCUAUACGUUAAAUAUAAUAAAGAUUCAUUGGGAAUUUAAAAAAAUAUUUUUAUAUCAAAGGAAGGUGCUGGCGUGUAAUAAUGCUUCGCAACAAUGAAUGUUUUUUUAUUAUUGAAUUAUUCGUAUGAGCGUCAUUAUUAGGGAGAAAUGUCAAAGCGUUAUAUCUCUAUAAAUGAAUCUCUUUCUAUCUGUAACUGCUACAUAUUAUAAACUGUUGCUGUGAAACCAAUUUGAGUAAGAAUGAGACCGAGAGGCCGCUAUCUUUAAAAAAUAUCAGAUCCCUCACUGUACAAUUAUUUCAAAUAAUGGAACUCUUAAAAGCUUUUGAAUAAAUAAAUUGCUAUUAUAUAAAAGAAAACAAAGGGUUUAAGUAAUAUUUUUUUUUAUAUCUAUUAUAUAUCUAUGUUAUUUUUGUUCGAUUCAUAAUUAUAAUUGAUUAGAUAUUUAUUACCUUUUAAUAUUCGUGGUAGUGUAAGGAUUUGGUGCGUGACCGCGAUCCACCUAAUUAAUCACGAAAUGAAAAAAGAUUCUAUCGAAAAACUGGUCUAUUAAAGUAAUUGUUUUUUCUUAGAAAUAAGUAGCGCAGAUGUUAGUUUAUGGUAACAUUUGUUA
Messenger RNA from Diatraea saccharalis (sugarcane borer), 3710 nucleotides. The record is from the annotation of a GenBank genome assembly. NCBI's taxonomy places the organism in Eukaryota, Metazoa, Arthropoda, Insecta, Lepidoptera, Crambidae.